Drosophila innubila is the source of this 1037-nucleotide messenger RNA. RefSeq names its product electron transfer flavoprotein subunit beta (gene Etfb). The record is from RefSeq and is a predicted model, not a curated record. Gene Ontology annotation, cellular component: cytosol. Gene Ontology annotation, molecular function: electron transfer activity. The coding region runs from base 79 to 840 and encodes 253 amino acids. The transcript is spliced from 3 exons. Lineage: Eukaryota; Metazoa; Arthropoda; Insecta; Diptera; Drosophilidae.
AGCGCCGCGGCCAACACAACCUUUGGACCCCCAACCACCCCCCACCAUUUCGACAAUAUCUGCGCUGUUGGAGAGAUAAUGGCUCGUGUUUUGGUUGGUGUAAAGCGUGUGAUCGACUAUGCCGUUAAGGUACGCGUCAAGCCGGAGAAAACCGGCGUCGUGACGCAGGGAGUGAAACACUCGAUGAAUCCCUUCGAUGAGAUUGCCGUCGAGGAGGCAGUCAAGCUGAAGGAGAAGAAAUUGGCCAGUGAGAUAAUUGCCGUCUCUGUCGGUCCCACACAAUCGCAGGAGGUGAUCCGCACAGCUUUGGCCAUGGGUGCAGAUCGUGGUGUGCAUGUCGAGGUGUCGGCAGAGGAAUAUGAGCUGUUGCAGCCGGUGCAUGUGUCCAAGAUACUGGCGAAGCUGGCACUGGAUGAGAAGGCGGAUCUGGUGAUACUGGGCAAACAGGCCAUCGAUGAUGAUGCUAAUCAGACGGCACAGAUGACAGCCGCUGUUUUGGACUGGCCCCAAGGCACUUUCUGCAACAAGGUGGAGAAGACGGAUGCGGGAUUGACUGUGGUCCGUGAAAUCGAUGGUGGACUGGAGACCAUCAAGACCAAAUUGCCAGCGGUGCUGAGUGCGGAUUUACGCUUGAAUACGCCACGUUAUGCCACCUUGCCCAACAUCAUGAAGGCCAAGAAGAAGCCAUUGAAGAAGGUGUCACCCAAGGAUCUGGGCGUUGAUACCACGCCCCGUAUUGAGAUCAUUUCCGUGGUGGAUCCGCCUGUGCGUCAAGCUGGCGCCGCCGUUGCCGAUGUGGAUGCUCUGGUGGCCAAACUCAAAUCCGGUGGUCACAUCUAAGAUGUCCAAGUCCAAGUUGAGCAUUGUAAAUUAAUAUAUGUACACAUUUAUAAAACAAUGUUGAUUAUCAGAAACGUGCAUUUAACUAAAGAUUGGUCGCUAGUGCUAUAGAUAUAAGUCAAAUUAAAUGUCGUUUUCAAGUAGAGAUCGUGUCAAGCUUUUUAAGAAUAAAUUCAAUUUGAUCUAAGCACAAAAAA